AUGAUUGGGCCUGAAUACAAGUACCGGUACUUUCUACAAAUUCGCGAAGAGGGUCCCGCUGUCAUUCGUGAUGCUGCUAGUAGAUGUCGGGCUGCUCUUGUGGAAGAAGCCGAUGACGACGAUGAUGCGUCGGCAAUGCAUGCUACAGAGCCCUUUCCCGAUGGCGCGACCGUUGAUUCAGCCAUUACCAUUGACUGGGCCUUCGACCCUGGACAACUCACUACAACCUCACGUCUUCCAACCAUCCACGAAGAGGAAGCCUACCAUGAUGAGUCUGAUCCUUGGCCGGAGUUUGCUGGUCUCAACAUUCGAUGGCAGGUCCUUCAAAACAACGAGCGCUUAGUGUAUACUGCCCAUCAAAUGGCAAUUGCUCAAAACCGAGACAUUGCCAUAGCACCAAGCAACCAUGACGAUCAACAACAUCAAUUGCUGGAAACGGAGUUUGCUGGUCUCAACCUCCGAUCACAGGCCCUUCAAAACAACGAGCGCCUACCAAUGUACUGGUAUAGUGCCCUGGAAAUGAGCUGCUACAUUGUCAAUACUGCCAAGCAACUUUUUGAACGCUUGGGCCAAAAUCACUUUCAAUGCAUUCAGGCAAUUGCAAAUUCAAACCGAGACAUUGCCACAGCACCAAGCAACAAUGACGAUCAACAACAUCAAUUGGCAGAGUUUGCUCAAUCGCUGGCCCUUCAAAACAAUGAUUGGCGAGCAGAUACUGCCCUUCAAAUGAACUGCAACCUUGUCAAUACUGCCAAGCAAUUUUUGAACGGAUAG
This is a messenger RNA of Seminavis robusta, 774 nucleotides long. Lineage: Eukaryota; Bacillariophyta; Bacillariophyceae; Naviculales; Naviculaceae. The record is from the annotation of a GenBank genome assembly.